Eremomyces bilateralis CBS 781.70 is the source of this 3046-nucleotide messenger RNA. RefSeq lists its product as uncharacterized. The transcript has a single exon. NCBI's taxonomy places the organism in Eukaryota, Fungi, Ascomycota, Dothideomycetes, Eremomycetales, Eremomycetaceae. Bases 58 to 2961 code for a protein of 967 amino acids. The record is from RefSeq and is a predicted model, not a curated record.
GUUAAACAAAUUCAAUAUUGCUGACGCCAGAAUUCAGUUCGAUUUGACUUAGCAAGAAUGACACACUCAGGCAGUGUCUUCUCCGAAACCUUGCAAUCCAUUACGACUGCAAAGCUCGACGAGCUGUCGAAGAAGCGAUCUAGUUUUGAAAAGAAACAUGAAGCCUUGGAGGCGGCCAUCGCAGCCGAAAAAGAUCCCUUGACAAGACUACUGAUUCUCUCAGAUGGUGUAAAAGACUGCUUCAAUGCCACUACCUACAGAGAUAAGAGCCAGGAUGAGCAGCCAUACGGCUUUCGAGGCAGAGUGAUCCGAGGCACUACUCAGAUCCCCAAGCUCGAGACAGAUCUUAUCAUUCUUGAGAAGGUUCUGACGCAGGCUCGAUUCGACUCGGGAACAGCGCCACAUGUACUCCCGCGGUGGGAAGCCAAACUGAGGCAAUAUCUGCAGACCCAAUCCCUGAAGUACCGCUAUGCUACUUUGUAUGGAGAGCUCGUCACUGAAUGGCUUUCUGAAGAAAAUAAAGACAGUUUGCCGGAGACUGAUGUGGGGAUGUCGGGCGUUUUCGAAGAAAUCCCCGGCGCGAAGAAGCUUCAGUCACGCAUGGAAUGGGAGAUGUCCGUAUUCGAGCCCGUGGAAAUUGAUGUUGCCGCACUCAAGUUGUACCUUGGCAAGGUAUUUGGCGUCAACGAGGAAGAUAAGGGUGGGGUUCGCGUUGCUAUAAAAAACCUAAGGCUACAGGUUGAGACUUUCGAAAGGGACAUGGCUUCUGCCAAUCCGUUCACGGUCGAUACUUUGACAUGGACUAUUGAAGGACUUUCAACCUCUGACCUCCUCGACGAUGACCAGCGUUCAGUCCUUAAAGAUAUUCUAGGCAAUGAUAUCAUCCUCAAUGAAAUCGCCGACGUUCUGAACUUGCGCCUGUCAGCCUUGAAUGAGUGGAAUUGGGGUGAAUUUGUGCCCGUCGAGCAACGUCGAAGUGUUACAGGCGCACAUAGUGUCCAUCUCCACGAGGACUUGCUGCAAGCGAUUCUGCUACAGUACAUUGGAAGAAAAUGGGCCGUUUUCUUUAAAGAGGCCUUUAUUUUGUUCCGCAAAAACAAGCAAGCCUGGAAAACCCUAAGGACACACAUCCCCGUGUCUUUUAGAAAGAAGUUGAGCAACUCCUUGGUCACCGAGCGUGGAGCGACAGUUCAUACUUUGAAUUGGAAAAGACGUGCAUUGCAUCGAGAGGGAUACUUCAGUUAUGGCCUUCCCAAUUAUCUGGAUCAGCGGAUAGAGUCUGCAGAAGGCGAUGAAGAAGCCGAGCUGGACGAUGUCGACGAUGACGAUGAUAAACCUCCACCCCCUCGCAAGAAGCAAACAGUAAUUAUGCGAGCCGGAAGACCACAAGGGAGGGCGAAAAGGCAUCGGAAGAUUGCGCCAUCUGACAGGCAGGAUCUAGAAGCCUCUAUCGCUGAAGAAAUUGAGGUUGAAAGCGAAGCCGAGAGCGAUGACGAAACUUUACCCAAACGCCCUAUGCUGAAGAAGCAGAGGUUACUGCACUUGGUCUCCACGGAAGUAGCCAUCGCCAGGGAAAUCCACGGGGAACUUAGUGUCUUCCGGUCUAUCUUCGAGCAAUGGAACCCCUUGCUCCCCCAUUCCACCAUCCUCACGGUUCUUCGAUGGUUUGGAGUGUCCCAAAAAUGGCUCGACUUUUUCCAAAAGUUCCUUGAAGCUCCGUUGAAGUUCAUCGAUGAUCCGGCUGCGGAGCCACGCGUUCGGCGACGAGGAGCCCCUGGCUACCAUGAGUUGACUGACAUGUUCGGCGAGGUUCUCUUAUUCUCCCUAGACUUUUCGAUCAAUCAAGUGACAGACGGUGGUCAGCUCCAUCGGGUUUCCGAUGACUUUUGGUUUUGGUCCCCCAACCAAGAUAAAUGCGUCGAAGCGUGGCAGGCCGUUGAAGCGUUCACAAGAGUGACAGGGACGUCUUUGAACAAAAAGAAGACAGGAUGUGUCAGGAUUGGCAGGCAUCCAGAUGAUUCGCUUCUCCGGGACACCCGCCUCCCCAGAGGCGAUAUUCGAUGGGGCUUUCUCAAGCUGUCUGCAGAAACUGGCCGUUUCGAGAUCGACCAAGCCCUUGUGGACAAUCAAAUUACGGAGCUCCGUUCGCAGCUCGAGAACAAAUCACGUGGCUCCAUAUUCUCCUGGAUUCGAGCGUGGAAUAUCUCCGCCAUCAAUUUUUUUGCGUCGAACUUCGGGAAACCAGCGAACUGCUUUGGACAAUCCCAUGUGAAGUCGAUUUUGGCCACACAUCAGCGCAUUCAUCAGGAACUCUUCUCUCAGAGCCAUGGCUCUGUAGCGGCGUAUUUGAAAGGCGUUCUGCAGGAUCGGUUUGGCGUCAGCAGGGAUGAGAUUCCGGACGCGUUUAUUUACUUUCCCGUGGAGCUAGGCGGGCUUGGGUUGCUCAGUCCGUUUGUAGAACCCGUGCAAUUGAAGGACCAGCUUGGAGAAACGUUGGAAGAGGAGUUUGCCACGUUACGAGAAGAAGAAUUAGAGGCAUACGAGAAGGCGCAAAAAACAUGGGAGUCCAGGCGCCGUCAACAGGAAGGUGAUGAUGAGAGCCGUGGAGAGGUAUCCUUCCUCUCAUUCGAGGAAUAUACGAGGUACCGUGAGGAUCUCGAUUAUCGCUUCCCCGGGCAGUUGUCCGACCUAUUUGACAAGCUCUUGAAAUGCCCAGAGCCCGAGAAUAUCGAGCCGGAACAAGUGAUCUACGGCGCACUGAACGCUCUGAGCGGCGAGCAGAACUUGAGGGGGAUCACGACUCAAUGGUAUAACAUGGAACCUUACUGGAGAUGGAUCACCGCGGCAUAUGGCCCAGAUCUCGUGAAGAAGUUCGAUGGGCUACGGAUUGUUGAUCCAUCGUUGUUGCCCAUUGGCAUGGUUAGUUUGUUUAAGGACAAACGUGUGAAAUGGAAUGGUUGAGGUUCUUGGGCGCACGACUUCGGAAAAGCGUCACGUCACUCACGUCAAACAUCAAGUUGCAUCGUAAUUUUCAUUUGAAGAAACG